AUGUGGGGCAGCGCCGGAGGCCCGGGUUUCGUCACUAGAGGGCGGGGCGUUCUGGAUGCGACGAUCAGCAUCACUCCUUCAAACACCGUCGACAUCAUGAACGCGUUACCAGGCAACAUCGGCGCUGCCGCCGGCGGCGGUAUGGACCCAAACGACCCCAACAUCAAGAUGAUGAACAACAUGAUGGAGUCCUGCUUCGGCAAGACGGUCAUGUCCGGAGUGAUGGGCUUCGGCAUGGGUGGUCUGUUCGGAAUGUUCAUGGCUUCGAUGUCCUACGACACCCCCUACCACGUCCCCGGUGCACCGGGCGCCGCGCCAAAGGAGAUCGCAUCCCUGCCGCUCCGCCAGCAGCUCUCGACCGGCUUCAAGGACAUGGGCACGCGGUCGUACGGCAUGGCCAAGAACUUCGGCAAGGUGGGCGCCUUGUUCGCCGGCAUCGAGUGCGGCAUCGAGGGCCUCCGGGCCAAGAACGACCUGGCGAACGGCGUCGCCGCGGGAUGCCUGACCGGAGGCAUCCUGGCGCGGGGAGGCGGUCCCAUGGCUGUCGGCGGUGGGUGUGCAGCGUUUGCCGCGUUCUCGGCCGCCAUCGAUGCGUACAUGAGGAGUCCUCCGACUGACGACUAG
Messenger RNA from Truncatella angustata, 624 nucleotides. Its product is annotated as Tim17/Tim22/Tim23/Pmp24 family-domain-containing protein. Gene Ontology annotation, cellular component: TIM22 mitochondrial import inner membrane insertion complex. Gene Ontology annotation, molecular function: transmembrane protein transporter activity. NCBI's taxonomy places the organism in Eukaryota, Fungi, Ascomycota, Sordariomycetes, Amphisphaeriales, Sporocadaceae. Bases 1 to 624 code for a protein of 207 amino acids. Gene Ontology annotation, biological process: protein insertion into mitochondrial inner membrane. The transcript has 4 exons. The record is from RefSeq and is a predicted model, not a curated record.